Drosophila persimilis is the source of this 561-nucleotide messenger RNA. RefSeq names its product drosulfakinins (gene Dsk). The record is from RefSeq and is a predicted model, not a curated record. The transcript has a single exon. Bases 9 to 428 code for a protein of 139 amino acids. Lineage: Eukaryota; Metazoa; Arthropoda; Insecta; Diptera; Drosophilidae.
AGCCGAGAAUGGGACACCGCGGAAUGGGAUGCGCGCAUUUUGCCACCUUGGCGAUGCCCCUCUGGGCCUUAACAUUUUAUCUGCUGGUGGUGCUGCCAGUACCGUCCCAGACAGCCAGCGUGGAGGUCGGAAAGGAGGAACGGCGACUGCAAGACCUCGAUCCCAAGAUGGGAUCAGAGGCGGGAAAUACGGACGGACUCUCGUUGGCACGCUUCGGCAGCAGACGCCACCAGAGAUCCACUGGGUUCGGGCACAGAGUUCCAAUAAUCUCCCGGCCUGUAAUACCCAUCGAACUGGACUUGCUGAUGGACAACGAGGACGAUCGGACGAUGUCAAAACGCUUCGACGACUAUGGUCAUAUGCGGUUCGGAAAGCGGGGCGGCGACGACCAGUUUGAUGAUUACGGUCACAUGCGCUUUGGUCGGUAAACGCAACUACAACUUUUGGCUUUUGUAAAUACUAUCUUAAAUAAUUAUAUGCCCAUUACUAUUACUUAUGCUACUACAUUAACUAUAGUAAAUACAAUAUACGAGUAAUAAAUAUGCGCAUUCCCAAAAUGGA